This is a messenger RNA of Rubroshorea leprosula, 908 nucleotides long. Lineage: Eukaryota; Viridiplantae; Streptophyta; Magnoliopsida; Malvales; Dipterocarpaceae. The record is from the annotation of a GenBank genome assembly.
CCUUACAAAUCUGGAGUCUAGAAUCGUGUAGCUGAUGUUCUGAGUCGCCGACAUGCCUUGCUUACUUCCUUACAGAUGAAAGUCACUGGAUUUGAAGUGAUCAAGGAGUUGUAUGAGGAUGAUCCUGAUUUUAGCAACAUUUGGCAAGCCACUUCUAAUCAAGCCUUUCAGCAAUAUCAUUGCCAGCAAGAUUACCUCUUCAAGGGUAACCGACUAUGUGUUCCACGUUGCUUACUCCGAGAUUCAAUUGUCUGGGAAGCACAUAAUGGUGGAUUAGCUAGUCAUUUUGGGAGAGACAAGACUUUAGCUCUUGUUAAAGAAAGUUUUUACUGGACAAAGUUGGAGCAAAAUGCCAUUCGUCACAUUCAAAGAUGCAAAGUUUGUCACCAAGCCAAGACAAUCAAUCAGAACAUAGGGUUGUAUCUGCCAUUGCCUAUCCCAACAUCACCUUGGGAAGAUGUUAGUAUGGAUUUUGUCCAUGGUCUACCACAAACUCAACAAAGCAAGGAUUCUAUCAUGGUCGUGGUUGACAAAUUUUCUAAAAUGGUUCACUUUAUUGCUUGUCAAAAAACUAAUGAUGCUUCUCUCAUUGCUGAGUUAUAUUUUAGAGAGAUUGUGCGUCUACAUGGAGUUCCAAAGACCAUCACUUCAGAUAGAGAUCUGACCUAUCUCCUUACUAUGAGGAUCAUGAGCAUUGAACUCAAACUCGAGGACGAGUUUUCUCCAACCAGGGGAGAAUGCACCAAGAAAGUACACCAAGAUUGUCUUGCCAACCUAAGUGGUGAAUCUGGCAAUCGAAUUCAUCGUAGUGGGAUUCUAAAUCUCGCCAAAAUCGGUGUUUCGGUAUCGGCUCCUAUGCCACCAACGUACUUGAUUGGCGACGAUAAGCUCAUCUGAACUACCCUUCC